Messenger RNA from Stegastes partitus (bicolor damselfish), 4051 nucleotides. It is a transcript of the gene gpam, whose product is annotated as glycerol-3-phosphate acyltransferase, mitochondrial. Lineage: Eukaryota; Metazoa; Chordata; Actinopteri; Pomacentridae. Gene Ontology annotation, molecular function: glycerol-3-phosphate O-acyltransferase activity. Gene Ontology annotation, biological process: triglyceride biosynthetic process; glycerol-3-phosphate metabolic process; phospholipid biosynthetic process. The transcript is spliced from 21 exons. The record is from RefSeq and is a predicted model, not a curated record. Gene Ontology annotation, cellular component: mitochondrial membrane; plasma membrane. The coding region runs from base 198 to 2681 and encodes 827 amino acids.
AUCCCGGUGUGUCAGAGCCGAGCCGUGCGGUCCUCUGGGAAGAGCGCAGCUGAUGCAGCUCAUAGUCUACAAAAUUAAAUCAAGUUCACGCUUUGUCGACGAGCACAUUUCUGAGAUAUGAGUCAGCGUAACUCCGUUUCCAAGCUUGCCAGCUAGUGGUGUGUGAUCUGGAGGGAGAGGAAAGGACAGCAGAGACCAUGGAGCUGUCCGACGGCUUGUUGCUGCAGGUCAACAAUGGAGAACAGUGGUGUAACCGGUGGAAACAUCCCAAUGAGGACUCGGACCGCAGCACCAGCCCGUCAGUGCUCCGCUGUGUGGCCAGCACGUGGAAGGAGGGUCUGCUGAACAGAAAGAGGCCCUUUGUGGGCCGUUGCUGUCAUUCCUGUACACCACAGAGCUGGGAGAGACUGUUCAACCCCAGUAUUCCAUCUCUGGGACUGCGUAACGUCAUCUACAUCAAUGAGACGCACACGAGACAGCGAGGCUGGUUGGCACGCCGGCUGAGUUAUGUGCUGUUCGUCAUGGAGAGGGACGUCCACAAGGACAUGUUCGCCAGGAACGUGGUGGACAAUGUGCUCAACAACAGCAGGGUGGAGACUGCUAUUGUGAAGGUCGCCACAGAUUUGGACGCUGCAAGCAGCCAGCCUGGCCAGGAGCACAAAGCUGUCAGUAAAGUGAAGCAGAAAGCCAGGGCCUUCCUCCAAGAGAUGGUGGCCAACAUUUCACCAGCUUUUAUCAGGCUGACAGGGUGGGUGCUUCUGAGGCUAUUUAAUGGCUUCUUCUGGAGCAUCCAGAUCCACAAGGGACAGCUGGAAAUGGUCAAGAAAGCUGCUACAGAGCAAAAUGUGCCCAUGGUCUUCCUCCCUGUUCACAAAUCUCACAUCGACUACCUGCUCAUCACGUUGAUUCUGUUCUGUCACAACAUCAAAGCCCCACACAUCGCUGCUGGGAACAACCUGAGCAUCCCCAUCCUCAGCACCCUGAUCCGUAAACUUGGAGGAUUCUUCAUACGCCGGAAAAUGGAGGAGACCGGGGAUGGAAAGAAAGACGUUUUGUACAGAUCACUUUUACAUGCAUACACGGAGGAGCUGUUGCGGCAGCAGCAGUUUUUGGAGGUCUACCUGGAGGGUACCCGGUCACGCAGCGGUAAACCGUCUCCAGCACGUGCAGGCAUGCUGUCAAUCGUGGUUGACACACUGUGCACCGGGUCCAUCCCAGACGUGCUGGUGGUGCCAGUUGGCAUCUCAUACGACCGCAUUAUUGAAGGCAACUACAAUAGUGAACAGCUGGGUAAGCCCAAGAAGAACGAGAGUUUGUGGGGAAUAGCUUGUGGCGUGUUCAGGAUGCUGAGAAAGAACUACGGCUGUGUCCGUGUUGAUUUUAACCAGCCCUUCUCCCUGAAGGAGUACCUGGACAGCCAGAGAAGCCGCCAUAUUCCACCGCCGGUGUCCCUGGAACACAACUUGAUGCCCACCAUUAUUUCUGCACAGCCUGAUGCUCAGCUGUUUGAGGGCCAGGAGGAGGAGCAGAUGAACAGAGAGCUGCCCGAUGACAUAUUUAGACGGCAACUCAUCAACAAUCUGGCCAAGCACGUCCUCUUCACGGCUAAUAAGUCCUCGGCGAUCAUGUCCACCCACAUCGUGGCCUGUCUGCUGCUGUACAGACACAGACAGGGGGUGGUGCUGUCCAAGCUGGUGGAAGACUUCUUCAACAUGAAGGAGGAGAUCCUGUCCCGGGACUUUGACCUGGGCUUUUCGGGAAACUCCGAAGAUGUGGUCAUGCGAGCCCUCCACCUCCUGGGAAACUGCGUCAAUGUGACCAGCAGUGCUAAUCGCAACGGGGAGUUUACUGUCGCACCCAGCCAGACUGUUCAGGCGCUUUUUGAGCUCAACUUCUACAGCAACGGCCUUUUCCACGUCUUCAUUUCAGAUGCAGUCAUCGCCUGUAGCAUCCUGUCACUGCAGCGAGAGCUGGCCAUGGAAUCUGAGUCUGAUCAACAGCCUGGUGGUCUCGGUAGUCUCCUUCUCAGUCAGGAGAGACUGAUCCGCAAGGCUGCCAGUCUCUCCCACUUCCUUAUCAACGAGGUGGCGGUGGCGCCACCCUGUCAGACAAUUUACCAGGUUUUCCACGAUGCAGUGACCCGGUUGAUCCAGUAUGGAGUUCUCUAUGUGGCAGAGGAGGACCAGGAGGAACUGAGCCCGAGCCCCACAGAGGAACCUUGGCCCAAGAAGUUCUCUGAACCCCUCUCCUGGAGAAGCGAUGAAGAGGAUGAGGACAGUGACUUUGGCGAGGAGCAGAGGGAUCGCUAUCUAAAGGUGAGCGUUUCUGCAGAGCACCAGGAGUUCUUUGUCUUCCUUCAGCGACUGCUCAGCCCAGUGCUGGAGGCCUACAGUGGCGCCGCAAUCUUCGUCCACAGUCUGAGUCAACCCAUGGCGGAGUCCGACUACACGCAGAGGCUUUUCAGAUACCUGCUUACUCGCACAGAGCGAGGAGUGGCUGCUUACGGUGAAAGUGCUACUCAUUACCUGGUGAAGAACACAGUGAGGACAUUCAAGGAGCUCGGGGUCCUAAAGGAGAGAAGAGAGAACAAGGUGACUACUCUGGAGCUAAGCAGCACCUUUCUACCUCAGGCCAAUCGGAAUAAACUCCUGCAGUACAUCUUAGGUUUCACCCUGCUGUGACCAAGACACCCUCCAGCUCUGACCCCAGGCUCCUUCCAGCAAAGGGCUUCUACUGGUUACUUCUAAACAGUCCCAGGUGCUACUCUGUGGAAAGCUUUACCAGGAAGUGCCUUCAUGUAAAAGCCGCUAACUGUUAGCUGUUAGCCGGAAGAGACUUGAAGCCAGUCUUCCCUUUGAUUUUUCGUUCCAGUCUCUGACUCCCUUCUUAGAACUGUGCAGCUGAUUAAAACACAUGUAUUGUUCUUUGAAGACGUACCUCUAGGGAACACCCUUUCUUUGCCAGUAACAUCAAAAGGUUUUAAUAUGAUCAAAAUUUUAAUCUUUAAAAUAAUAUGCUCAAGCAGGUUAGGAAACGUUUCACUUUCACAGCAAUCCGAACAAAGCGAGCUGCCUUUUCAUCUAUACAAGCAAAGUAUGCAUCGUACAACAUAAGCGACACUCUUUCUGCUCGUUUGUAAAACUGCUGUAUUCUCCAGUGCACUCUAAUAUCAUUCAGUAGGAACAAUGUGAACAUGUAGUUUGAUGAAAGGCUUAUUUUUAAACAGAUUCCUGUACAUAGGUCACAAGGACAGCGUCUCUCCUUUCUAGUGCGUUUCUAUACGAGCACUCUGCUGUCAUCAAACUGAGACAUACAGUGUCCUUGCAAAAUGUGUACAUAUCCACAUUUUCAUAAGCAAAAUUCUCUGUGUGAAUCUAAUUGUGCGUAGAGUCAAGGUCAGUUAUUAUGUUGGGUUAAGACAUCGAAGCCGCUGGCAGCACAGCAACAGCUCAGACGUUUAAAAGUACCUGCUCAGCAAAUGCAAUUCGCACCCUGUUGGAAGUCUGGCCGAGCCGAGGCCACAAACUCACAUACAUCUACAGUGAAGUGCAUUCAAACCGCUGAUAUCGAAGUGCAUUCAGUUACACUUUUCAUCAUGAUGGAAAGUGACCUUGAUCUCUGUUUUUUCACUUUUCAAUGAAUGUUACAUAGCACAGCACUGACAACACUUCAUACCAGCCAUCACAUCCACUCACACUGAAAUGCAGCCAGCUCAGACACUCUUCAGUCAUGCCUUUCAGGGAAAGCAGAUGUUUGGGAUUACCACCUUUUUUUCUGUAUUAUAAACACACUGUAUAAAAGCCUUUCUAGCACUGCUGCUGAGGGAGCUCUUUGCUCCAAUAGCCGGGCAUUUAUUAGACAGAAGUACUGCAUAGCCUGGUCGAAAUAAACGGUACGUAUCCACUGUGUAAUCCACUUGAACAGCUCUCUCAAAGUUGGUUAUUCGUGAGAACAGGACAGUGUCAAAGAACUCCUGAAGAACAGAGGAAAACAUUUUUCUCCUUUACGACUGCUGUGAGCAUCUGAAAACAAAUAAUACAAUCAACUGCCA